This is a messenger RNA of Solanum verrucosum, 2574 nucleotides long. RefSeq lists its product as uncharacterized. The record is from RefSeq and is a predicted model, not a curated record. The transcript has 11 exons. NCBI's taxonomy places the organism in Eukaryota, Viridiplantae, Streptophyta, Magnoliopsida, Solanales, Solanaceae. Bases 1 to 2457 code for a protein of 818 amino acids. Gene Ontology annotation, molecular function: protein binding.
AUGGCCUCAGAAAUUCAAACACAGUUAUCAGGACAAGGAAAAGGAAUGGGAAUGGGAAGGCCUUCUUCAAAUGAGUCGACAGAAAAGGCGAACCAAGCAAUUAAAGAUCAAAUAUUUCAAGCAGCUAUGGAGAAUAAGUGGACAAAAGUUAAGCAUCUGUACAUCAACAACAAGUUUGUUCAUGAAUCCAAACUCACUCGAUCUGAAGAUACUGCUCUUCACUUAGCUAUCACUUCUUAUCAUCCAGAUCGAGACAACUCUUUACAGCAUCCUCAUCUUACUUGUAUCAAGGAAAUGAUUGCUGACAUAUCAAAGGAAAAUCGACUAUGUAUCUUAAAGCAGAAGAAUGAUAAAGGGAACACACCUCUUCACCUUGCAGCAGAACUUGGGAGUGUCCCGAUUAUUGAGUGUAUGGUAAACUCAGCAGACCGUGAUCUCAUCUGGGAGACCAAUUCAAAAGGGGAAACCCCCUUAUUCGUAGCUGCUUAUCGUGGCAAGCUACAAGCUUUUCUCUACCUACAUAACUGUUGUCUAAAUGAAAAAGGAGAAGGUCCAAUUGAACUUUGUAGGAGGGAAGAUGGGGAUAACAUUCUACAUGCCGCCAUCUCUGGCGAGUACUUCGAUCUGGCUUUUCAGAUAAUACAUUACUAUGGGCAACUUGUCAACCGUUACAACGUAGAGGGCACAUCUCCUCUACACUUCCUUUCCAGGAUGCCUCAAGUAUUCAAAAGUGGCAACCAUUUUCGGUUCAUAGAUAGCCUCAUCUACUACUGCACAAAUAUCGAAGAGCUAGAGUUAAUGACAUAUGAAGCUGAAGAAAAAGAAGAUUCAUAUAGUAAGCUUGAAUGGAAUCUCCCAGAGAACUACCAAACAAUGGUGGAGUUCUUGGAACUACUUUGGAAUGGGACAUUGAAAACUCUAAAUUAUCUUAAGCGAACAUAUUGUGGGAAUCAAGAAGACCCGUCUAAAGAUACUACAAAAGGAACUGAUGUGAAUCAAGGGAAGAAGUCCAAAGGAGCAACUACUGAGAAUCAAGAGAAUAAGUCAAAAGGCCAUCAAAGUUAUCAUCAAAAUGACCCCGAGAAUCCCUCAAUUCAAGCUGAAAGGAACAGAAACCACAAGUUGUUUCCAGCCAAUUACACCAUCUUUAUCGAGUUCCUCAAAUGUAUAAUGAAGAUUGUACUUAUUGUAUUGGGUAUUGGACUCCAAAGGACCAAAAAACUAGAGGAAAGGAAAAGGCAACAUACAUGGGGAGUUCAAAUUAUGAAGUUGAUGAUUGAGAAAGAAGAACGUUACAAAUUCUAUGAAAGUACUGGGGAGAAGCCAGAAGAUACGUACCUCUAUAGUCAAAUUGGAGCACCUCCUACAGCACCCCCUCCAACAGAUGACAUUGCACAGAUCGAGCAACCACCAACUUCAAGCACAGAUAAGAAGAAAGAUGAUCUCAAGCCCGUUCUAAAUACAGAGAUGUCCAAGACCAAGGAGACACCGCUAUUAGUGGCAUCAAAGAUGGGUACUGUAGAGAUGGUACAGAGGAUCCUCAAAAAGUUCCCAAUAGCCAUUCAAGAUACGGACUGUAACGAGAAGAACAUACUGCUUUUAGCUGUAGAGCAUAGGCAAACAGAUGUCUAUAAUUGGUUAAUAGGAGAAAAGUAUCCAGAGUACGUGUUUUAUCAUGUGGACAAACAUGGAAACAAUGCAGUGCACCUAGCUGCAAUGUAUCAGAAGCUCGAGGUGUGGCGCAUCCCUGGUAGUGCUCUACAGUUGCAAGGCGAAAGGAAGUGGUACAAGUAUGUCAAGCACACUUUGCCACCACAAUCAUAUGUUCGUUAUAACAAUAAAGGUCAGACACCAAGACAGAUCUUCGUAGAGACACAUGCAAAGUUACUCAGUGAUGGAACUCAAUGGCUCGUCACAACUGCCAAUUCAUUCUCUGUCGUAGCAGCACUGAUUGCUACUGUUGCAUUUGCUACAUCUGCCACAAUCCCAGGCGGAGCCGAUGAUAAUGGCCAUCCACACUUAGAAAAUCAGCCUGCUUUCGACGUGUUCUCUAUAACAUCACUAGUUUCUCUUUGCUUCUCUGUCACGGCCCUAGUGUUUUUCUUAGCUAUCCUCACAUCUCGAUGCCGACACAAUGAUUUCGAGAAAGACUUGCCAAGAAAGUUGCUCCUUGGAUUAACUUCGCUUUUUGCAUCAAUAACUGCCAUUUUGAUCUCAUUCUGUGCUGCACAUUUCUUUGUCCUCCGGGAUAAAUUCAGGACUGCGGCAAUUCCAAUAUAUGGGGUAACAUGCAUACCUGUGGUGUUUUUUGCAUUUAAUCAGUUCCCUCUCUAUGUUGAUCUUAUAAGGUCAUACAUCCAAAACCUACCACUUCGUAGCUAUAAGGUGUUUUAUACCGAUUCCUCAGAAGCAACUAGCUCAGAUCAAAAGAAAGAAGGUAAAGAAAAGGAUGAUUGAAACAGGUCGAAAUUAUGACAAGAGCAGAGCGUUGCACGGUUUCCUACUUCAGUUUCCAAAUAAGGCUGGGUUGUUUUGUGUCAAAAAAUGAUGAAUUCCAAGAAAGGUUUCCCUUCG